GAACCAGAAAUUUCACCAAUAUUUAUCGACGCGUUGCGCUGUUUGAAUAGUUCUUUUAAAAUUGUUUGUAAAAGUUAAGAAUAUAUACAUGCAUUAACAAUUCGUUUAAUAUAAAUUGAGUGAACUUGUCCUAUAUUCAUUAUCACUCUAAUUGCGAAAUAAAUAAAUUGAACAAAUUGGCGCGAAAAGAAAAGGCCAAAAAAAAAAAAAAUAAACUGACUUGCAGUGAUAAUAUGGAUAACGCUGAAACUGCUUCAAGCGAGCAGCAGACAAUUGAAAAUGAUUACAAGACCCCCAAGAAACCCAAUGCCGCUAAUUUGCUGAUUGAUGGAGAGCAAUUGCUGGACAAGAUCAAUAUCCUAACCACCAAACCGGACCAUGAGAAUCAAUCGCUCAACACUAAGCUGCCUACAAUAAAGGAUUUUGUCAUCAUCAAGCCCAUAAGUCGCGGAGCCUUUGGCAAGGUAUUCCUGGGGUACAAGAACAAUGAUUCCAACAAACUGUAUGCCAUCAAAGUGAUGCGUAAAUCCGAAAUGAUCAACAAGAAUAUGGUGUCCCAGGUGAUCACGGAGCGUAAUGCCUUGGCCCUGUCCCGAUCUCAAUUCUGUGUAAGCCUCUUCUACUCCCUGCAAUCGCUAUCCUAUGUCUAUCUGGUUAUGGAGUAUAUGGUGGGCGGUGAUCUCAAAUCCUUACUCGCCAUGUACGGCUAUUUCGAUGAGAUGACGGCCCGUUUCUAUGUGGCCGAAAUGGUAAUGGCCUUGCAGUAUCUACAUCAGCAUGGAAUUGUCCAUCGUGACAUUAAGCCGGAUAAUAUGCUGCUCUCUGGCACGGGUCAUGUUAAGUUAACGGACUUUGGCCUUAGCAAAAUUGAAAUGCGUCGUGAUUUGGAGAUAUCAGAUUUGAUCAAUUGCUCACCGAAUCUGAAUGCACGGACACCGGGUCAACUAUUGUCUCUCACUUCGCAUUUGUCAUUCGGCUCAGAGAAGAAACUACAAGAUUAUGGUGUCAGUGGGGGAACUGCCGGAGUAGUUACUGUAGGAGGUGCUGUAACAGUAGCUUCCCUCAUGCCCACUGGAACGGGUACCUCUCAUCUAUUGCAGGCCAUCAAUAAGCAUAAUUCCAUAAUGGAAUCGUCGGACAGUGAGACCGAUACAUCUCUCACUGAUGCAGAGAAGACUAGUGAUAGCAAGAUCUCUGGUGUUUCGCCAUUUUUCUCAGCCGAGGAGAUGAACGUCUCCAUUACUCAUACUUGUACGGGAAAAACCAAACUAAUGGACAGUUGUUCCUCAAGUUCAUACCACACCUGCAAUUCGGCCGAUUUAAGUAAAGCUUCUCCUCCAUUAGAACCAGUCGUAGAAGGAGGAGGAGCUGCGACGGUAGCCACAAGCAAACGGCGGGUAGAGUUUGCUUUGGACACGGUUACUUGCCAGGGCUGCAAAUUGGUCGAGCAGGACAACAAUAAUAGCGACAAGCAUUUAAUCAAGUUAGAAAACGCAAAUGAUGCCUCAUUUGAGUGUUCCAUGGUGCGUCGACGAUCGCUUGACGAGCGCAUACGGAAUUCCAAAAUGCAGGAAGAUUCUGGCGUUUCUAGUCGAAAGGGUGACGACUAUUCAUCGAAUUGUCAUUUGAAUCUAAAUAGCGAAAGCACUGCCUCAUCCAUUGAGAAGAAUGCUGAGAAUCUCAGUCAAUCGAAAGAGGAUUACAGCUGCUCUGAUUAUUCGCGCAGCUAUAACACCACAAACAAUGCUACAGAACUAAGUGGCAUACGCAUGAAUUCGCCAUUUCGUAAUCUAUCAAAGCAUUUCAAGCGACCCGAUUUCCUACGCGGAAUCAAGCGAAAGAUCAAUUUAGUGAACCGUUCGGAUAAUACAUCGAGUGCAGAGGGCGAUGGUUCUAGUUCGGGCAAUGGAAGUAGCAGUACACACACUGGACUGACCCAAGAAAUCGAAAUUCUUAAUAUAGGAAGUAGUACGCCAAAAAAACGCAAGGCCCGUUCCUCCUCCCCAUUGCGUGGUGUCCUUAAAGUACGAUCUCUAUCCGAUGAAGAACUUCCCAUGCAGCAUCUCUUGGGUCCGGAAACUGGUGUGGCCAAUGUUGUCUUCUCUACGCCCGUCUCCUCGCAAAAGUUACCACGCCGCGAUGGUGGACUCUUGGGUAAGCUAAAGGCCACCCGAUUUGCCUUGCCUCUGUCCAUUGAGAACAAGAAACGUGGCCAUGCGGUUGCCGAAAAGAUGUCGGGUGUGCAGUAUUUAAAAAUGGCCGAUGAUCCCACCAUGUCACCCAUUAAUCAUGGCACAGAAAAUUUGCCUAAAACUCCAAAAAAUAUAAAUAUUAAUACACCGUUUCGUACACCGAAAUCGGUGAGAAGGGGAAUGAGGGUAUCGAGUGAGCGGAUAUUGGGAACACCUGAUUAUUUAGCUCCGGAGUUGUUACUAAGGCAGGGACAUGGCGCCGCUGUCGACUGGUGGGCCCUUGGCGUUUGCUUCUACGAAUUCAUGACUGGUAUUCCGCCCUUCAACGACGAGACGCCCCAAAAAGUAUUUGACAACAUUCUCAAUAAAAAUAUUGAAUGGCCUGAGGGCGAAGAGGCAUUGUCCGCGGAUGCUGUGGAGGCCGUAGAACUACUAUUGACUAUGGAUCCUGCCGUCCGUCCCGCUGCUAAGGAGGUCCAACAGAUGCGCCACUUCGCAUGCAUCGAUUGGGAAAACAUUGGUUACAUGGAUCCACCGUUUGUGCCUACUCCUGAUAAUCCCACCGAUACGGGCUACUUUGAUGCCCGCAACAAUCUGCAGCAUUUGCAACUGUCCAAUUUUGCGUUGGAAGACUGAUUUUAUCCAUUUUAUCCAGCAGAGUCUGGUAGUCGUGUGCCAAGUGUUAUUUAUAGCAAUAAUAUGUUCGUUCUGUUAGUCUUAAAUGUUUCCAUUGUUAUCGCUUAUAUUUCGUUUAAUUCUAUUUAUAUAUUCUAAUUUAUUUGUAAUUACUUUUCGUAUUUUAUUUUAUAUGCCAACUCGAAAAAAAUUAUAUUCAUACAUCUUUAGAAACCGAUUUUAUUAUGCGGCAUGUUUCGAAACUAGAAAUAUUAUAAUAAGAAAUGUCUACAAGAUGUAUCAAUUCUAAAAUCAAUUGUAAAUUAAGGGAAAGAAAUUUAUAUAUACAUAUGUAGUUAUAUUAUCCUUUUUUUUUUACUCCAUUAAAAGUAUUCCUUGGGUAAAUACGGAAAGACAAGUUCUAAAUCGGAACCUGCUUCAGAUAUAAAUAUUUUAUCAUACAAAAUUUAUAAAAAUUUAUCAAGAAAUUAAAUUUUGCCUAGGAAUAUAAGUUUUCCAAAAUCUUAAUCAAACAAUACUUCAAUGAAA
This is a messenger RNA of Drosophila willistoni, 3356 nucleotides long. It is a transcript of the gene gwl, whose product is annotated as serine/threonine-protein kinase greatwall. Gene Ontology annotation, biological process: intracellular signal transduction; peptidyl-serine phosphorylation. Gene Ontology annotation, cellular component: nucleus. The transcript is spliced from 6 exons. The record is from RefSeq and is a predicted model, not a curated record. NCBI's taxonomy places the organism in Eukaryota, Metazoa, Arthropoda, Insecta, Diptera, Drosophilidae. Gene Ontology annotation, molecular function: ATP binding; protein serine/threonine kinase activity. Bases 234 to 2828 code for a protein of 864 amino acids.